GGGGUACCGGGACUCGGACUCAGGGCCUUGCGCUUGCCAGGCAGGUGCUGUGCUGCUGAGCUACAUUCCUGGCCCUGGAAGACAAAUUCUUGAAAAUAAACAUCAGUAUAAAUUUGAUAUUCAGAGAUAUAGUCUGAAAGGCAGAAGAAAAGUCCCACUAAAAGUUUAUGGGAAAAGAGUAAAUGAGGAACAAUUUAGUUGGAAAGUCCCCUCCCCCAUGCCAAGUGCUGAGGAUAGAACCCAAGUCUGGCACAUGCUAGCGAAACACUACCGCUGAGCCUGAAGUCUUGUGCACUUUUCAGGUUGGGUGCGCCACAUGAAGGAUCUCUAAAAGUUGCUUCACUUGGUUGAAUGGAAUUUAGGAAGUUUUAGAAGUGUAUUUCAUUUCAGGGGCUGGAGAGGUGAAGGAGAGCCAGUGUCCCCAAAAUUGGACUUCUCAGAACCUUUAAUAUGCUAAUGUGCAUUGUGAAUCUCCAAGAGGGGGAUAUGAUAUGCAGCAUUCUUGAAUACUUCUAAUGACAGGGAGCCCACUACCUCAUAAGCUGCAGCAAGAAGAGUUUGUUAUUUUAAACGGAGGCUGAAGAAACUGUAGAAUUAGCAGACAUAAGAGAAAGUGGAGAAGGUAGAGAAUGGAGUUGCAGACUCUCCAGGAGGCUCUUAAAGUGGAAAUUCAGGUUCAUCAGAAACUGGUUGCUCAAAUGAAGCAGGAUCCACAGAAUGCUGACUUAAAGAAACAGCUUCAUGAACUCCAAGCCAAAAUCACAGCUUUGAGUGAGAAACAGAAAAGAGUAGUUGAACAGCUACGGAAGAACCUGAUAGUAAAGCAAGAACAACCAGACAAGUUCCAGAUACAGCCAUUGCCACAAUCUGAAAACAAACUACAAACAGCACAGCAGCAACCACUCCAGCAACUCCAGCAACAACAGCAGUACCACCACCACCACACCCAGCAGUCAGCUGCACCCUCGCCCACCUUGACUGCUUCACAGAAGACUGUAACUACAGCUUCUAUGAUUACCACAAAGACACUACCUCUCGUCUUGAAAGCAGCAACUGCGACCAUGCCUGCCUCUGUUGUGGGCCAGAGACCUACCAUUGCUAUGGUGACCGCCAUCAACAGUCAGAAGGCUGUGCUCAGCACUGAUGUGCAGAACACACCAGUCAACCUCCAGACGUCUAGUAAGGUCACUGGGCCUGGGGCAGAGGCUGUCCAAAUUGUGGCAAAAAACACAGUCACUCUGCAGGUUCAGGCAACACCUCCUCAGCCCAUCAAAGUUCCACAGUUUAUCCCUCCUCCUAGACUCACUCCACGUCCAAACUUUCUUCCACAGGUUCGACCCAAGCCUGUGGCCCAGAAUAACAUUCCCAUCGCCCCAGCGCCUCCGCCCAUGCUUGCAGCUCCUCAGCUUAUCCAGAGGCCUGUCAUGCUGACCAAGUUCACCCCCACGACCCUCCCCACAUCCCAGAAUUCCAUCCACCCUGUCCGGGUCGUCAAUGGGCAGACCGCAACCAUAGCCAAAACAUUCCCCAUGGCCCAGCUCACCAGCAUUGUGAUAGCUACUCCAGGGACCAGACUCGCUGGACCUCAGACUGUACAGCUUAGCAAGCCAAGCCUUGAAAAACAGACAGUUAAAUCCCACACAGAAACAGAUGAGAAACAAACAGAAAGCCGUACCAUCACCCCUCCUGCUGCACCCAAACCAAAACGGGAAGAAAACCCACAGAAACUUGCCUUCAUGGUGUCUCUAGGGUUGGUAACACAUGACCAUCUAGAAGAAAUCCAAAGCAAGAGACAAGAGCGAAAAAGAAGAACAACAGCAAACCCAGUGUACAGCGGAGCAGUCUUUGAGCCAGAGCGCAAGAAGAGUGCAGUCACCUACCUAAACAGCACAAUGCAUCCGGGGACCCGGAAGAGAGGUCGUCCUCCAAAAUACAAUGCAGUGCUGGGGUUUGGAGCCCUUACCCCAACAUCCCCCCCAUCCAGUCAUCCCGACUCCCCCGAAAGUGAAAAGACAGAGACCACAUUCACUUUCCCUCCACCUGUGCAGCCUGUGUCCCUGCCCAGCCCCACCUCCACAGACGGUGAUAUCCACGAGGAUUUCUGCAGCGUUUGCAGAAAAAGUGGCCAGUUGUUGAUGUGUGACACGUGCUCCCGUGUGUAUCAUCUGGACUGCCUCGACCCGCCUCUGAAAACCAUCCCCAAGGGCAUGUGGAUCUGUCCCAGAUGUCAGGACCAGAUGCUGAAGAAAGAAGAAGCAAUUCCAUGGCCUGGAACUUUAGCAAUUGUUCAUUCCUAUAUUGCCUACAAAGCAGCUAAAGAAGAAGAGAAACAGAAGUUACUUAAAUGGAGUUCAGAUUUAAAACAAGAGCGAGAACAAUUAGAGCAGAAGGUGAAACAGCUCAGCAAUUCUAUAAGUAAAUGCAUGGAAAUGAAGAACACCAUCCUCGCCCGGCAGAAGGAGAUGCACAGCUCCUUGGAGAAGGUAAAACAGCUGAUCCGCCUCAUCCACGGCAUCGACCUCUCCAAACCUGUAGACUCUGAGGCCACUGUGGGGGCCAUCUCCAACGGCCCGGACUGCACCCCCCCUGCCAGCGCCAGCGCCUCCACGCCCACCCCCUCCCCGACCUCGCAGAGCUGCACAGCGAACUGUAACCCGGGGGAAGAGACUAAAUAACAGAGCCCUCCGGAGAAGCCACGGGAUCCUGGCGGCCAGGAGCGUGCAACACUGAAGACUCUAGAAAAGCAAAGCCGAUCGCUUCUGGGAAGUACAGGAUUCUUUUGGCUCUUUGGUUCCAGAGAGAGAGAAGAUGCUUGUGCCAGGUGGCACCCGAGUUUGCCAAUUGAUCCUUCUUAUUCUGUGUGUACAUGCAAAGAUUGGACCAUGUUACAUGAAAUAGUGCCAGCUGGAGGUUCUUUGCCAGCACCAUGCCAAGUGAGAUAAUAUACUUACUCUCUCUGUUAUACACCAGUGUGUGCCUGCAGCAGCCUCCACAGCCACCAUGGGUUUGUUUUUGUUUUGUGGGUGGGAGCAGGGACGGGCGGAGGGAGGAGAGCAGGUUUCAGAUCCUUAUUUGCCGAGCUGUUUGUCUAGGUAGAGAAGACAAGUCCAAAGAGUGUGUGGGCUUUCCUGUUUCUAAACUUUCACUACUAUCAAACCAAAAAAAGAAAAAAAAAGGAAAUCGAGAUUUAACCAACCCCAGUGCCCAGAAGAGGGGCGGGGUGGGGUGGGGAGGGGCGCGGGUGGGAGCUAUAUCCAUAAGCAGUAUUCCUAUCGUCAGGAGGGCCGCCAGGGCACUAGGGGGAGACCAGGAAGGCCACUAGCUUCUCCUCCCAGCCCUGCUCCUGCCCGGGUGCCCGCCGCCCUCCCAGGCCUCCGCCUCCCCUCCCCACCCCCGCUCGGUGACUGCGCACCCCUGUGCCGUGAGCCCCUCAGUCCCUGGAGACCAAGGCCAGCUGGGCCCUGCUGGCCUUGCCCAGGCAGGGAAGAAGGGUGUGUGUGUGGUCCAGGAAGAAAAAAGGUGAAUUGGUGAUUUUACUUGAAAACAAGCUCCAUCCCUUUUCUAUAUUUAUAAGAAGAGACGACCCUGAGCGAAGCAGCACGCGACCCAGGUGUGUGUGAAUUGAAUGGAGAUGUUUCUUUCCUCUUUUUUUUUUUAAAUUUUUGUUUUUCUUUUUUCUUUAAAGAAAGUUUUAUUUUGUUGUUUAUUUUACUUUUUUGGUAACAAAAACUAAACUAAGGAAUAGAAAAGCUGUUUUUCAGGCUGACAGUCCAGUUAAGGGUAGUCGAGGCCGUGCAUGGUAGCGUAGGAGUCAUAGUGUCAGUGAGGUCAGUGAGUCUUUGUGAGUCCUGUGUCAUCGUUUGGGCACUGUUUUUUUAUGCAAGGGCAAAAAAAAAAAAUCUUUGUAUCUGGGGGAAAAAAACACUUUUUUUUAAAUUAAAAAGGAAAAUAAAAGCUACUGAGGUCUUCCUAGUGUUACUUAAAUUAAGAUCAAGGUAAGAAACAUUGUAAAAAAAUUACAAAAGUGCUAUUUGUUUCCUAAAAACAGUGAUUUCUAUUAAAAAGGUGUCAGAACUGGAGAAAAUGCCGUGUAGUUACAAUUUUUUAGCACAGAACCUGCUGAUCAUGAUGACAUUUUGCUGUGUGUGUGUCUCUGAACUGGUGGGCCAGUCCCCAGGAAGGGCUGCGGGCUACGCGCCCUCCUCCUCCUCACAGACCACCCACUCUUCCUGGUGCAGGGAUCUCGGCUCCUGUUUUUGAGUCCAAAUGGAGUGUGCAUGGUAUCAGGGCCCUGCCCCCGGUCUCCUCCGUGUCUGCUAGAGCAAAGGCUGGUGCCUCAAUAAGAUCCUUCCUUUGGUGCUGCUCUCGGUCUUUCAGCCACCAGCAUUCCGAGUGCCUGGGGCGCCUCUUGAGAGGAAGGCCGGCCAGGUUCCUUGCUGCCCCUCGGAGGGUGUGGUGCGGGCUGGCUGCAUCAGCCCUCGGUGCUUCGAGAGAACAGAGGAGGGAGGCGCUUGAGGGACGUUUGUCUUCGAGAUGGAGCUGGGUGGCCUUGAGUCUGUCUUGCUUUGGAGAGUCAGAGGCUCCACCAUGUUCUCUGCCUGCUGGCCCAGGCAUCACCCACCUGCACACAGCUUCCUGGACACCCCUGGGCUAGAAUCGCUGUGCUUGCCUUGGCUCGGCCUAUCGUGGCCUUUCCUUUUUGGGAAAACCAGGUUCUGAAAGGCUCAGAUCGUCUCUGUCGUGCCGCGUGGGAAGUAAAUCCUGUCAGACGCAUGUCCACGCUGCAGCUCUUUGUCCAUUGCGUGUCCCUGGCUUAAGGGACAGAAGCAGAAGUUCUGCCUGUGGCCCCACUGUGAUGUCUCUUCUCAAUCCGCCCCAGGCCCGUGAUGGCCAGAGUCUGGGUGUGGCAGAAAAGGCCUCUUAGCUUCUCCCUCCCCCAGUUAGGCCCAGAGACAGAGGGACUCCGGAACGAGAGCAGCAGAGAAGAGAUGCUGCUUAGAGUAACACGCUCACCCUUGCUGAGGGCUUGGGGUUUGACUGCACAGGCCUCAGAGCCGGGUCCUGGCUGCCAGGCUGGCUGAGGGGAACAGAGGAGCCCCUCUUCUCAUUCAGAAACUGAGGUGCUAUGUCUAGUCAGGGAGCCUUGUAGAUGCCUGGACUAGUUGGGACAGUCGUUGGCGGCGGAUCAGAGGCCAGCGGAGGCUGAACGCCUUCUCAGAGCUCUCUGUGGACGUGUCUGGGCCCGUAAGCUGGGGCUUGCCGCAUAAUACCCGUCCUUCCUGGAAAGGAGCCUCUACUCCGAGAGGGGUGCGGGCUGGGGGACCAGGCCAGGAAGUGACUGGUUUGCCUGCUUGAGUACUGUCCACUACCUUCUGACCUCUCCUAAAGUCAAGGAACAGAUUCUUCCUAAAGUUCAGAUCCAGGCUGUUAUGGAGUACAACUUGCAGCCCUGGCCCCAGCCUCCAUCCUGGGCUCAAAUUCCAAGACUCCACCAUACUGUCAAGCAAGGCCUCUCGCUCCUGCCAUCUCACUGUCCUUCGCUGAUCUGCCAACCCAGGAGCUCAGCUCUGUCCCUCCGGACCCGUGGGCGCCCACAGCAGCGCCCCACCUGUGCUGCUUCCUCUUCUUCCACUCUUUCUCUUACUCUGACAUCCACAAGUGUAAGCUAGGCUGGCUCUGCCGUCACUUCCAAGGGCCUGGACUGGGAAUCCGAUUUAGCCCCAGAUCAGGCACAGUCCUGCCCCGGGGGCUGGGAAGUCCUCUUAGCUGUGUCAUCCUCCCAUUUGCGUUGUAGCUGCCUGCCUGCUUCCUCUGCCCUCUGCCCUCACCCCUCAGCACGGAUCCUGCGCAGCCCCGGGCGGUGCUAUGAGGUCAUGCUGCUGUCAUCCCCCUUUUUAUCCCCACCUUUAUUUUGCAUUCCUGGCCUGCAGGUCCUUUUUCUUCCAAGAAACCUGCUGGGUCUUGCCUCACCCUUCCACCUCCAUCCCACUAAGCUCAUCCAAUUCUGGUAUCUUCCUUCCUUAUCAGGCCUUUGGGGGCAAGCCUGUCCCAGUACCUGACUGGGACCCAGCUGGGGCGGUCCCUGGCGGGCCUUCCCUGUGUGAGGGCCUGUCCCUGGAGCCCGCUGCGGAGCCUGGGCUGCCUCGCUGUGCCUGCUGCUGCCGGCUCAGGCCCAGGGGCACUGCGAACGAGUGUACUUGGGGCACAUCGCUGGCGCUGUCUCUGUGGGUACUGCUGCCUGUCUGCCACCUCUGGCACUCUCUUGGGGCUAUUGGAGCCUCCCGGGGCUCUCUCAGCACCCCACCCCUCCACGCCCACUCAGAGUGGUCUCUUCCCUUUACUCCCUCCUUGGGUGUGGUCCGUCCUUACCUAAAGGGCUGAAUUUAGGAGACUUUCACCGCUGGUGGAAGGUGCCUAGGGUAACGGACCGAUGGCGGCCCAGGGACACUUUCCAGACCCUGGGUGCUCAGAUCCCAUAGCUUGUGUUGGAUGGAGGUAACUUUUCUGUGUAAAUGACUGGACCUCGCCCCACCCCUCAGCAGGGCAACCUCGGCGGGAAACAGGAGUCCCAUUCUCACCCUGACUUAAAUCUGGCCCCGAUUUAAGUCCUCUCAAGGGAGUUGGUGGCCCCUGGCGACCUCCUCUGGCCUUCCCACUAGAGUGGAGGGGGCAAGCUGGGGUUACCCCUCGAGAGCCUGGGCUCUUACAAGUGACUCCUAACAGGGAGGCAGGGCGCGGGUCCCGCUGGGCACUCCCUCCCCCGGCUCCUUCCUGCCAGGCCUCCAUGCCGCUCGCAGCCCCACGCAGCCGUGGCCCCCGCACCUCUCUGCAGUGUCCCGGUGCCCAGCCCGGGGUGAGUUGCAGGCAGGCAGGCAGGAGGGACGGGCAGGCCAGCGGUCAGCAAGCUCCGAGCGCAGGAGAGCCAGCCAGGCCCCAGUCCUGUCUCUUGUCCAUGCCCUUUGUGAUUUCAGUCUUGGUAGAACUUGUAUUUGGAGUUUUGUGCUUCAAAGUUUUUGUUUUUGUUUGUUUGAUUUUUGUUUUGAGGGGGUGGGGGGGAUACAGAGCAGCUGAUCAAUUUGUAUUUAUUUAUUUUAACAUUUUACUAAAUAAAGCCAAAUAAAGUCUCUCA
Messenger RNA from Chinchilla lanigera (long-tailed chinchilla), 7129 nucleotides. RefSeq names its product PHD finger protein 21A (gene Phf21a). Gene Ontology annotation, molecular function: chromatin binding. The record is from RefSeq and is a predicted model, not a curated record. The transcript has 21 exons. The coding region runs from base 630 to 2675 and encodes 681 amino acids. Gene Ontology annotation, biological process: negative regulation of transcription by RNA polymerase II. Gene Ontology annotation, cellular component: histone deacetylase complex. Lineage: Eukaryota; Metazoa; Chordata; Mammalia; Rodentia; Chinchillidae.